AACCAACCGUUAGACCUAUAUAACAUGUGUUAAUUGUAAAGGCUAUUUACUAGCUUUCUUCAUCUGAUAUCUAAUGGAAAUGGAAAGCAUUAUUGAGUAUCUUGAAAAUAAAACUAUCUUAGUCACAGGAGCUACUGGAUUUCUGGCAAAAAUUUUAGUUGAGAAGAUACUAAGGAUACAACCAAACAUAAAUAAGCUCUUUCUUCUUAUAAGAGCUUCAGAUUCAAACUUAGCCAUGCAUCGGUUACACACGGAGGUACUCGACAAUGACCUAUUUAUGAACAUCAAAGAGGUACACAAGACAAAUUUUCAAAGAUUCAUAUCUGAAAAGGUUAUGCCUGUGGCUGGUGAUAUACGACUACAAAAUUUUGGAGUGACGAACAUUAGUUUGUUGAAUGAAAUGCGGGGACAAGUCAAUGUUGUUGUAAGCUCGGCUGCUACUACCAAGUUUGAUGAAAGAUAUGAUGUGGCAUUAGCAAUUAACACUCUCGGAGUUGAACAUCUUUCCUGCUUUGUUAAUGAAUGCCCCAACAUGAAAUUACUUCUUCAUGUAUCCACAGCUUUUGUCUCUGGAGAAAAGUCUGGAAUCAUAUUCGAGAUGCCAUUUAAAAUGGGUGAGACACUCAAUGACAACAAUAAUCUGGACAUUAGAGAAGAGAAGAGGUUAACACAAGAAAGACAAAGACAGCUCAUCAUUGAGAAAGCUAAUGAAGAAGCCAUGUCAUCUGCCAUGACGGAUCUUGGUAUUCAAAGGGCAAAGUUGCAUGGAUGGCCAAAUGUCUAUGUAUUCACCAAGGCAAUGGGGGAGAUGCUAUUGAUCAAGCGAUUAAGACAAGAUGUGUCAUUAGUCAUACUACGUCCUACCAUCAUCGCUAGUACCUAUAAAGAACCAUUUCCUGGAUGGAUUGAAGGCGUUAAGACGAUGGAUAGCUUCAUUGCUGCAUAUGGUAAAGGCAGGACUUCUUGCUUUCUGGCUCAUCCCGACAAAGUACUUGACAUAAUUCCAGCAGACAUGGUGAUUAAUGUUAUGAUCACAGCAAUGGGUGCCCACAUAAAUAAACCAGUCUCGAUGACUAUUUAUCAUGUUGGAUCAUCUAUGUCAAACCCAUUAAAAAUUUCUACAUUUAAGAAUUGUGUAAUUGAAUACUUUGCUAAGCAUCCAUUAAAAAUCCAGCAAGGAAACCCCAUCAGAACAUCCAAAACAAUUACGUUGUUGAGUUCCAUGAGCAUCUUUAACAGAUAUAUGGUGAUACGUUACGUGAUUCCCUUAAAGGUAUUUAAAUAUGUAAACAUUGUACUAGGUAGGGCUUUCAAUGCAUGGUAUCUCGACGCAGAACGAAAAAUCAAUAUCAUAUUCCGCUUAGCAAGUCUUUAUAAACCAUACGUUCUUAUCAACACAAUGUAUGAUGAUACAAACCUCAACAAGUUGCAUGGAAUAUCUGAGAUAAAGACAUUUUUCUUUGAUGUGAAAUCUCUUAAUUGGGAAGACUUCUUCAUGAAUAUACAUAUCCCCGGGUUGGUGAAAUAUGCAUUAAGAAAAUAAUCACACUUAAGUAACUAACCAUUAAAAUUAUGUUUAUUAUUGUAAGGAAUUAUGUAACCUAAUCAUGUUUGUAUGAAUUUAACUUGUAAUAAUAUUGGGGAUUCUUAAAUAUGUUUAUGGUAAAUAUUCAAAAAUAUCUUAAUGCUCAA
Messenger RNA from Lactuca sativa (garden lettuce), 1692 nucleotides. RefSeq names its product putative fatty acyl-CoA reductase 4. Lineage: Eukaryota; Viridiplantae; Streptophyta; Magnoliopsida; Asterales; Asteraceae. Gene Ontology annotation, biological process: long-chain fatty-acyl-CoA metabolic process; suberin biosynthetic process. Gene Ontology annotation, molecular function: alcohol-forming very long-chain fatty acyl-CoA reductase (NADP+) activity. The record is from RefSeq and is a predicted model, not a curated record. Gene Ontology annotation, cellular component: intracellular membrane-bounded organelle.